GAAAGAAAUUGAAACAUACUUCCCUUAUCUAGUCAACCCUAGUCUAGGCUAUACUCACAGUUUGUGCAUCGGAGUCGGAUUGUACCUAUAUCGUAUAGAUUCAGGACGGACACGUCACAUGCUGACCAGAAUAACGUCCCGGAAUAACGUGUAACUUGGGGAACCACCAGUAGCCUUAUGAGUUUGGUCCAGUCGAUACAAAUCAUGUUAAUGAUGUGCCUAAGGCAUCUUCUGCGCAAAAAAAGGCGAGCUGUUUUUGUUAUGUCCUUUAUGUCCAUACUGGGAUACUUUCUAGUGUAUAAACCUUGGGCACACAGUAGACAAAUAAAGGUGUUUGCGCAGGGAAUGGGUUCCAUGUUCGUGGAUCAACCUAAACCGGAAGAAAACCAAACGUGUGUUCAUCCCCACAUGAAUCCAUUCGAUCCGUCAAUUUACCAGUUCUACCAAAAGGAAACGCCACUAAAAUGCACUGGUGAACCUAACUGGAUACGAGUCUAUAACGGGACAGUUUUAUUUGAAGACAGUGCUAUCGAGAAAUAUGGAGAAAUAGCAUGCUCUUUAUGGCCAUUGGUUCGUGAAAACGAUUUCAAAACGGUGUUAGGAGCACCCGAAAUGAAAAUAAAAUCAGGGUAUCAACUGAAAUCAGAUUUCUUCAAAAUCUAUUGUGAAUCGUCGGAUGGGGCAAAAUAUGUGAAUUUUCAUUCUGGCAUCUCAUACAAUGCAAACGUUUUUCAACGUGUUACAAAAUUGAGACAAUCUAAUCCAAAACUUGAUAUUCUAAUGUUUGGAUUUGAUUCUGUGUCUCGCAUGAGUUGGAUACGUAAUCUCCCGAAAUCGCAUAAAUACUUUACGGAAGUACUCAACGGAAUCAGCCUGGAAGGUUAUAAUAUUGUUGGUGAUGGUACCGCACAAGCUUUACUUCCAAUUCUUACUGGAAAAACAGAAACUGAACUCCCCGAAGCACGCCGAGGAAAAUCUGGGGCAAAGACUGUCGAUUAUCACCCAUGGAUUUGGAAUGAAUACAGCGAAAAGGGAUAUGUCACUCAAUGGGGUGAAGAUGUUUCCUCCACCGGUACGUUUCAGUUUCGCAUGCUUGGAUUUAGGAAUCCCCCAGUUGAUCAUUAUUACCGCACAUUUGAAAUACUCGUCAGCAAUGAAGGGAGUCCCGCCUUCUGUUUAGGCUCUCUGCCGAGGCAUAGGAACAUGAUGAAUUGGAUAUCCGAUAUGUAUUCAAUGUAUAGAGACUUUCCAAAGUUUAUGUUUUUGUUUCACAAUGAGUUUAGUCAUGAAUCAGUGAAUGCGCUCCAGAAAGCAGAUGAUGAUCUUUACACGUGGUUAAAACACAUACACAAAAAUGGCUACCUAGACAAUGCUCUUUUGAUCUUAAUGAGCGACCAUGGUGCGCGAUUCCAGGACAUACGCAAAUCGAUACAAGGAAAGCUCGAAGAAAGAAUGCCCUUCUUUGGAUUGAGAUUUCCAGAGUGGUUUGAAAAACGCUAUUCAAAUGAGAUAAAGAAUCUGCAGAUUAACCGCCAUCGUUUAAGCACGCCGUUUGAUAUCCACGAAACGUUUGAACAGCUAUUAGACAUGUCCAAACAUAAGGAGUUCACUACAUCGGACCGGGGAAUUAGCCUCUUUCAUGAAAUUCCCAAAACGAGGUCGUGCCAGGAUGCAGACAUUGAACCUCAUUGGUGCGCUUGUCUAAACUGGGUCACUGCGUCAAACAAAGACCCGGAUGUUGUUAAAGCAGCGGGACAUAUUGUCAAUAAAAUCAACAAUAUCACAGAGCAACAGCGGUCUGAAUGUAAUAAGCUUUACCUCCGUCGCAUUGUGAAUGCAGUCAUGCUCAAACUCAAUGAUAAUGUUCUUAAGUUCAAAAAGAGUGCAGACUAUGACGGCAGGAUUCCCGACUUCUCUGAUGAUCUGACAUCAGGUCACAUUCUCUAUCAGGUUACCAUAGUAACUAUGCCUGGUGAUGGCCAUUUUGAAUCAACAAUCAUGCACUCCAAAUAUGAUGAUUCAUUCAAAAUGAAUGAAGGGGCAAUAAGUAGGAUUAAUAAAUAUGGUAACGACCCACAUUGUGUGAUGACUAAACUGCCAUAUUUGCGGAGGUUUUGUCAUUGUAAGCUUCAGAAAUAGUGUACAUUACAUUAUUUUAUUUCAUGAGAUAUAGUCAACAAAUACCUAAUAAUAGUUAGUGAAUUAAGAACCAUGCAUUAAGCUAUGAAGACUUUAGCAUUUGUAUUGCAAUUUUAAAACAAUUGUGUUUCCUUAAUAUUAG
Owenia fusiformis is the source of this 2281-nucleotide messenger RNA. The record is from the annotation of a GenBank genome assembly. NCBI's taxonomy places the organism in Eukaryota, Metazoa, Annelida, Polychaeta, Sabellida, Oweniidae.